Messenger RNA from Siniperca chuatsi (mandarin fish), 1949 nucleotides. RefSeq lists its product as uncharacterized. The record is from RefSeq and is a predicted model, not a curated record. NCBI's taxonomy places the organism in Eukaryota, Metazoa, Chordata, Actinopteri, Centrarchiformes, Sinipercidae. Bases 14 to 1414 code for a protein of 466 amino acids. The transcript has 2 exons.
AAACAGCUCCAGUAUGGGCAAGAGUCAAAGUAAGCCCAAAACUAGGGAGGAUUUACAGUGUAAAGAUUGGAAGUAUAUAGAAAAACAGGAUCCUGAUAAAAUAAAAUAUUUGGAUAAAUGGGUAAAAGAUUACGGGUUUAAUGGUAAACUAAACGUCAAAACAAUUAAGCUACUACAGGAAACAAUACAAAACAACACUAACAAAGAUCCUAAAAAGAUGAAAAAGUCAGGUUAUGAGGAAACCAAAUAUUGGAUAAAAGUAGCUGAAAAACGUGAAGCUGGAGAAAGAGACAGAAAAAAGAGGGAAAAAAUAGGAGAAGUGGAUGAGAAAACUGAAAAAAAACAACAAGUAAUGUUUCACAGACAGGAGGAUGAUGAGACAGGGCCGGUAGGAAGAAGGGCAGAACAGAGAAAUGAGGAAGGUGCCUCAGGGGGACCUCCUCCUACAGCUCGACUAUACCCUGAUAUUCCCCAAGAAGAACCCCCUGAGUAUGAUACCACGCCUCCCAGAGCACUAAGAUCAACCCGAGGUACUGCAGGCCUCGGAUGGUCUAAGAAAUUGGGAGCAGUUUUGUCCCCAACUAGUCCUCCAGCCAUUGAUACAAAAGUAGCAGAUGAGUAUCCUAUGAUACAAGUAGCUAAUCCAAACACGAAUGAAGGCCAACCACCAACAAUCCUUGUUUAUAGAACUUGGAACAUGAAUGAUGUUAAAAAAGCCUUAGAGGGCAUAACUCCAUACAAAGAAGAUGUCACGCAAUUUGUAAUUGACAUGGAAAAUGUGCGAAAAUCCUAUCAUCUAAAUGGACAAGAAGUCCAACAAAUCUGGAUGUGUGCUCUGGGACCAGAUUGGCAUAACGUUAGAGGAGAUUGGAAUCCUCUGAACACAGCAGGUGACGGUCCUCUUCCAUGGGACAGCCAACAAAUGGCAGUAGAAGUAAAUGGUCUGGCAACCAGAGCCACAGCCAGGUUUAAACAAAAAGCAAAUUACACUGAGAUAGGCAGAGCAAGACAAAAAGACGAUGAAACUUUUGAUGACUAUAGACACCGCAUGACUACAGUGUUUAAAAUCCAUUCGGGACUAAUUGACGACAAUAAUGACCAAGGAGCUUACCGACAACAGUUGAAAAAUGCUUUACAUAUGGGCUCAAAAGACGCAAUCAGAAGCUGGGUGCAGAGGCACUACAUUGGACUGUCUACUGGUACCCUUGAUGAGUACAUUAAUCAUGCUUUGCACGCAGAAAAAGUUGCUAAAGAAAAAAAGAAAAAGACAGUAGGAACGUUUUUUGGUGAGGAAGAGACUGAGGAAGUGUUUUACCAUGACCAGAAUAGAGAGAGGGGGAGAAACAAUAGAGGGCGUAGAUUUCAUAGAAAAGGACAGAGAGGAGGCAGAGGAAAGAUGGACACUUUGCUGUAGAUUGUCCAGAGAAUAAACAACAAGCAUGACUAGAAGCUAAUGCUACUCAGACACCAAGAUUAGAUGACGUCAGUGAUCAUGAUGAAGUUCUAAUAAACUACCAGGACUUGCUUGCAGUACAUUUUGAGAAACCGAUGGUGACUUUAUGUGUAAAUGGAAAACCAAUUGAUUUUCUUUGUGACACAGGAGCAUGCAGAACAACUUGUAAGGAAAGUUUCCCUAGGGCUAAAUCUAGUAAUAGCAGUAUUGCAGUACGAGCAGCAGAUGGCAAAUUGACUCAUGUGGAAGAAUCUGAGCCAGUCUGGUUGAGGGAUCCGCAGGGACAGUCAUGUCAGAUAUCUGUCUUGAUGUUCCCAGAGUGUCCAGUAAAUCUGUUGGGACGAGAUGCUUUGUUUUUGUUGGGAUUAGCUCUUGUUCCUACAUCACAGGGAAGGAUAGAGGUAAAGAGAAAAGCAGAACUAACCCAGGAAGACAUCUUUGUCUUAAAAGGUUCAGGGCUACCUUAUUACUACUAUUCUUUAGAUGUCCCAAAUAA